AAAAUUAAGAGAAGAAUGGGACAAGUUUAGAAGCAAAAACAAAAACAAAAUCGUUAAAUCCAAAAGGCCGCCGCAUCCUUAAAUCGAGCCAUCACCACCACAUCAGCCUCCACCUAAGAACACCCAUAUUUGCAGUUUUGCAACUAGUCAACCGAGCCUUCUCCACGUCAUUCAUUUUGCAUUUAGCAAAGCGUUGACAUAACCCAUAAUCUACGUUUUUUUCUUCUCUUUAUUCAGAUUGAUUCUUGGCUUUUUAUUUAGCUUUAUGAUCGAACCAUUUGAUGUUUUGAAAAGAUAGUGGGGUUUUCGCUGGUGAAAUUGUGUGUUGGAGAUGUGAAUUGGAGUGGUUUAAAUGUUAAUAUCUGGGUUUCUAUUUAUAUGCUAUUGUAGAUAGCAUAAUUGAGGUUCUGUUUGGCUUUGUGAAUUGUGAAGAGAGUUGGAAUUUAGUUUCUGUAUAUUGGGGGGUUCGAGAUGAUUGGGAGAAAAAAUAUGGGGCGAGCGUCGCCAUUGCUUUUGGUGCUUUUGGCACUAGGAUUUUUCUUUGCGAUGUAUAACUUGUUGACUUUGGUAAUACAAUAUAAGGAUUCUAGUUCAGGAGCUGGAUCAGGGAAUCCUGAUCCUGUAAUACGGAUGCCAACCAAUUUGAGGAAAUUAGGGAAGUCGAAUUUGAAAUUCCAUGUUGCCCUUACGGCUACUGAUGCUCCUUAUAGUCAAUGGCAAUGCCGGAUUAUGUAUUAUUGGUAUAAGAAGAUGAAAAACAUGCCAGGAUCAGACAUGGGAAAGUUUACUCGAGUGUUGCAUUCGGGAAAAGGUGAUCAUUUGAUGGACGAGAUUCCAACUUUUGUUGUUGAUCCUCUUCCGGAGGGCUUAGAUCGGGGCUAUAUUGUCUUAAAUAGACCGUGGGCUUUUGUGCAAUGGCUGGAAAAAGCAACUAUUGAGGAAGAAUACAUUCUAAUGGCAGAACCUGACCACAUAUUUGCAAAUCCUUUGCCUAACUUGGCACAUGGAGAUAAUCCAGCAGGGUUUCCAUUUUUCUAUAUUAAACCAACUGAACACGAGAAAAUUGUUCAAAAGUUUUAUCCCGAGGAGAAGGGUCCUGUGACCGACGUUGAUCCAAUUGGCAAUUCUCCCGUAAUAAUAAAAAAGUCACUGCUGGAGGAAAUUUCACCAACAUGGGUGAAUGUUUCGCUAAGAAUGAAAGAUGACCCAGAGACUGAUAAGGCAUUUGGUUGGGUGCUUGAAAUGUAUGCCUAUGCUGUAGCAUCAGCAUUGCAUGGUGUGCGGCAUAUACUCCAUGAAGACUUUAUGCUACAGCCACCAUGGGAUUUGGAAGUUGGGAAGAGAUUUAUUAUCCACUACACUUAUGGAUGCGACUACAAUAUGAAGGGAGAAUUAACAUAUGGAAAGAUUGGAGAAUGGCGGUUUGACAAGAGAUCCUAUCUCAGUGGUCCUCCACCAAAGAACAUUUCCCUGCCCCCACCAGGAGUUCCUGAAAGUGUGGUGAGACUUGUAACGAUGGUUAAUGAGGCUACAGCUAACAUCCCUGGCUGGGACUCAUUAAACAGUGGCUGAGAUUGAGAUCUGGAUCAUAAGCUCAUUGAUCCUUGGUUCAAUGCAAUCUCUUGCGUGAGAGAUUCACCCAUACUAUCUACAAGAUAACAGAAGAAUGGUAUAGGAAAAUAGGAAUGCCUUCACAACAGAGGGAUCUUUGGUUAGUGACACCACGUGAAUUGAUCAUGAAGGACUCUGGAUUCUUUUUGUACACAUAUCUGCUACACUUGAAAUAGUGCUGAGUUUUGAAUUUUGAAUGUUUCAGACCUGUAAUUGGGAAUUUCUUGCUUUCACAGUUUGUAGUACUCUUUGCUGUUUAUGAAACGAUGGUGAAGUAAGUUGUCUUGUGCUAACCGUGGCUGAAAGUCAACGGGCAGGUUAAUUUGAUUGGCAUUUGUACAACUAUUUCUGUUUGAAGACAGUUCAGUAGACUGAGGUCGUCUUUCCUGUUGUUGUUUUAGUUAAUAAAGCCCUAAUUUCCACUAA
Messenger RNA from Populus trichocarpa (black cottonwood), 2037 nucleotides. RefSeq names its product hydroxyproline O-arabinosyltransferase PLENTY. The record is from RefSeq and is a predicted model, not a curated record. Gene Ontology annotation, molecular function: glycosyltransferase activity. The transcript has 10 exons. The coding region runs from base 472 to 1572 and encodes 366 amino acids. Lineage: Eukaryota; Viridiplantae; Streptophyta; Magnoliopsida; Malpighiales; Salicaceae.